Messenger RNA from Mytilus trossulus (common blue mussel), 5503 nucleotides. RefSeq names its product polycystin-1-like protein 2. Gene Ontology annotation, molecular function: protein binding; calcium ion binding; calcium channel activity. Bases 134 to 4435 code for a protein of 1433 amino acids. The transcript is spliced from 18 exons. Gene Ontology annotation, cellular component: membrane. The record is from RefSeq and is a predicted model, not a curated record. Lineage: Eukaryota; Metazoa; Mollusca; Bivalvia; Mytilida; Mytilidae. Gene Ontology annotation, biological process: detection of mechanical stimulus.
AGAAGUUGAUAGUUAUAAUGCUUUCCUUAAAAGAUACGACUUAAAAACCUCAAAAGAACUCCUGUAUUUUUACGACUGUCUGUAUGAUUUCCCUAAGGCUUUCCGAGGAGCCGUUCGGAAGUAUGGACAUAUCAUGUGGUUUCCUUUGUCUAUUCUAGAAGUGGACAAUGAGAAGAUUUUUGCUAAAUAUUCAGUGGAAUGGGAACCUUUUGAUGUGGAUGAAUACAUUAAUGAAUAUUGUAUGAAGGAAAUACAGAGGCUUGCUCGAGAGAAACUCGAAGCUGAUAAAGAUGUGGCAGCAGCUAGUAUGAAUGCUAUUGGUGACGUUUCUAACUUGAUGCUUGGUAAGAUGGAAGCAUCCCGACGCAGGAGGAGAAGGAGAGAGGCUAUUGCUAACGGGACCGACCCUGGCGGUGAUGAUGACGACGAUGAUGUUGAGGAUGUUGAUCAGAGCUUGACAAUAGAGGCCGAUAAUGUUGCUGUUCAAAUGCAGAAUAUAGACCCUAAUGCUGAAGGCGCUCAGGCAAUGGGAACUGACUCGGGUGGAGCUUCAAUGGAUCCCAGUUUGUUUGGUGAUAUGGGAGCUGAAGGAGGUUGUGCUGUGGGUGCCACUGUGGUAGUUAACAAAGACAAUCCUUUUACAUUUGGUAAUACCUCCGAUUCUAAUGUGAAGACCAGAGUAGUUUCUAUUGAUUUGAGUAAUCCCUGCACUGGACAGAAGGCUGUGGUACAAAACACGUCUAAACCUAUAGAAGUAGAAAUGGAAGGUAAUCCAGAUAAAAUAGAUUGUCCAAUGGAAUUUAUACUAUGUUUGUCCCGAAAAACAACUGGCGUAGACCCAAGAGAGUAUAACUAUCACCCAGUUCAAGUGGAUACAAACGAUUCAACAAUACAUUUUACAAUAUGGCCUGACAGAGAGGGAGAUAGAUUUAAAGUGUUUUUAAAGUAUGAGGACUACCCAAAUGCAACCUUCUAUGACCACACUACCAUCAUACCUCAUGACAAGGACGCUUUUCAGCAUAUUGAUCCAGAUAAGUAUCCCGAGAAAAGAAGAUAUCUACAGCAUACAUACUUCCCUCCUCAGCAUUUAACUAAGCUGAAUGGAACAUAUAGAGUUGCUAUCAAGUUACAUGAAAAGACAACUGUAAAUUUUGAGGAGACCAAAGUUUGUCUGAACUACUCUACACAGUUGAUGAUAUCCGGAUGUAAAUUCUGGAGUGAAGAAGAUCAAACAUACAAAGGAGAUGGUCUUUUGGUUUCCAAUGAAACAACAAUCUGGAAGACAAAGUGUUUAUCAACCCAUCUUACAUCUUUUGGUGGUGACUUCGCUGUACCACCUAAUACAAUUGACUUUAGCAAUGUUUGGGCUAAAUUUGAUUUGACCAGCAAUGCUGCCGUAUUCUCAACAGUUAUUGCACUAAUAGGUAUAUACAUCAUUGGUAUUAUUUGGGCACAACAUAUGGAUAAGAAGGAUCUUUUAAAAUGGGGAGCGACACCUUUGGAAGACAACCUUCCUACUGACAAUUAUCACUACCAGGUUACAGUUCAAACUGGAAUGAAAAAGAAAUCUGGUACCUCCUCUAAGAUUAGUUUUGUAAUGUCUGGAGAAACAAACGACUCUGGAGCUAGAAGACUUUAUGAUGGACACAGAAAGAUUCUACCCACUGGGAGUAUAUUGAAUUACAUUCUAAGUGUUGAACGAUGUUUAGGUCCAUUAUCAUUUCUCCGAAUAUGGCAUGACAAUAGUGGAAAAGGAAAGAUGAGAUCUUGGAAACUGGACCAAAUACAGGUGUCAGAUAUACAAACCGGGGAACGAUACUUCUUUUUGUGUGACCGUUGGUUAGCUGUAGAAGAGGAUGAUGGUAUGGUAGAUAGGAUAAUACCUGUUGCUGGACGGGAGGACUUAGCUGCAUUCAAACAUCUCUUUACCUCAUCUAUCAGAAAGAAACUGACUAGUGACCAUCUGUGGUUUUCAAUAUUUUCUCGACCAACAAGAAGUAAUUUCACACGCGUCCAUCGUAUAUCCUGCUGUAUGUCUCUAUUAUUUAUGACCAUGAUAUCAAAUGCCAUGUUUUUCAAGUCAGAAGAAAACGGAACGCAAUCAAAUGCCAUGACAAUAGGACCAGUUUCCUUUACUCUACAACAGGUUUUUGUAAGUUUUGUAAGUACCAUGAUUGUUCUUCCUGUUAACUUAAUUAUAAUCACGUUCUUCCGCCGUUGUCGUCCAAAGAAAAACGCCAUUAUGCAAAUUAAUCAACAGAUGCCAAAACGCGGGAAAUGGAAGAAUGUAACUAAUACUUCACAGAUCUGGGGUAAUGCACCAAAAAGGAGUAAAUGGCAAAAGUUCAAAGAUUCAAUAGAAAAUAUAACUAACUUUCACCAAAGAUCGAAAUACAAUGCUCAGGACAUCGAUCCUGAAGAAGAAGACAAACCAAUGCCAAAAAUUGUAGGAAUGCCGGAAGAAAAACAAGCAAAAAAGAAAAAGAAGCCAGGAACCUUUCCUCAUUGGUGCAUCUAUAUUGCGUAUGUAUUAACUGUGAUGAGUAUGAUAGUACCAGGAUUUUUUACUAUAUUGUACAGUAUGGAAUGGGGACCAGAGAAGGCAAAUGAAUGGCUUACUACGUUCAUCAUGUCAUUUUUUCAGUCAGUGAUUGUAGUCCAACCACUCAAGGUUAUGGUUUUGGUUGCCUUCAUAGCAUGUAUAGUGAAGAAACCCGACAUUGACGAAGAGGACGGUGCUUCAGAAGAUAUAAACAAUGUUAUCGCAGCCCAUGAUGAAGAAAUGUUACAUAAAGAUCACGAAGAACUGGAUGCAAUUGUAGCUAAAAGAAAACUAGCGAAUGAAGACUGUAAGCCAAUCGACAUGGAAGCAUUGAACAAAGCUAGAGAGAACCGAAUGAUGGAGAUCAAGAUGGAAACACUGUUAAGGGAGAUUGCUAUAUAUUUAUUAUUUGUUCUCGUUCUUUUUUUCCUGUCAUACCAACAGAGGGAUUCAUUUUCAUACCAGAUGGCUGCAAAUCUUAGAAAUUAUUUCGAUAACGGAUUCACAUCGAUAACUACAACCGAAGGAUAUUGGAAAUGGAUGGAUAAAAAGCUUAUUCCAGCAAUGUAUGCCUCGCAUUACGCCAAUGGCACUGAAAUAAUACAGUGGUGGGAUAAGAGGUGUACAGCAGAUAUGGUUUCUCGUAGGGUUGGUAUUCCGCGACUUCGACAGCUUCGGAUAAAGCCUGAUACUUGUUCGGUAAAUCAGCGGUUAGAUAGUCUAAUUAACCACUGUAGAAACGAGUACGGAUGGACCGACGAUGACGCUAAAGAUUAUCUUCCUGGAUGGGUGAAGCCUCAUAUAAGUAACCUCUCGGCGGUAGAGGAGUCGAAAACUCCUUGGGUUUACAGAAGUUCUUUUGAAUUGGCCAAUGCUCCGUAUCUUGGAGAAAUAUCAACGUAUAAAGGUGGUGGAUAUGUAGCUAUGUUUGAGAGGAAUGUUGAAAGAACUAACGAACUUAUUGAGCAUUUACGGAAAGAGGUUUGGUUAGACGUCUAUACAAGAGGAGUAUUUCUGGAGUUCACUGUGUAUAAUCCCAAUCUUAAUCUAUUUGGUUCGAUGAUAAUGUUAGUAGAAUUCAUGCAAUCAGGUGGUGCUGUAACCAGAAUGGAGUUUAAGAUUUUUAGACUGUUGAGCUAUAUUGGAGGCAUGGGAGUUGUUGUUAUGCUAUUUGAAGUUUUGUACGCCUGUUUCACACUGUACUUCUUUGUCCACUUCGUAAAGAAACUAAAGAAGGAGAGAAAGAAAUAUUUCAAUUCGUUCUGGAACAAACUGGAAUUUGCUUUAAUGCUGUUUUGUGUUACUGUGAUAGCUAUGUAUGCUUUAAAACACAUUUUGACGUCUGUUGCAAUGAACGCUUUGAAAGACAGAGAGCGAGCUGACAACGUUAAUUUCCAGUCUCUCGCUGCGUAUGAUGAACUUUACAGUUAUAUGGUUGGAAUAGUCGUGUUUCUUGCUACCAUACAGUUUCUUAAGCUUCUACAGUUUAACAAGAAAAUGAAUAUGUUGGGAGAUACAGUAAAUUUAGCAUCAAAAGAUCUGAAAGUUUUUUCGUUUGCGUUCAUUAUGUACUUUUUAGCGUUCACCAUAUUUGGAUUUCUCCUUUUUGGUUCUACCUUAUAUGCAUUUGCCAGUUUUGUCAGUGCAGCAGAAUCAAUGUUUGCAUUCACGUUGGGUAGUUUUGAUUUCGCCGCAAUGGAAGCAUCACAAAAGAUUUUGGGCCCAAUAUUUUUCUUUUUGUUUAUUUUCAUAGUUUAUGUUGGGUUAAUGAGUAUUUUCCUAACGAUAAUUGCAGAUGCUUUCAACACCGUGAAGGAAAAUGUCGCCAAUCAAACGAACGAGUAUGAGAUUGUUGAUUUCAUGUGGAAGAAAAUUCAAGGUGUUAUAGGAUAAGACUGUUAAGGAUGUUCGCUUUUUUUGUUUUCGAAAUUUGUCACAUGUUCGGAAUCUUCUGCUUUCAUCCAUAUAUUGCCAUUAAAAUUUGCACGGUAAACCUUAUCUUUCUUUUCAUCAUUGUAUUACAUACAGUUAAACACGCCAUAAAUAUCUUAUAAAAUCCUUGCUAUUUUUUCACAUUUUUCAAGGAAAAAGUAUGCCAAUGUUAGAUGUAGGAAAAAUCUAGAUUUCCUACAAACUUUUAAACGGCUUCAAUCUGUAAAAGAGGAAGCGAACAUCCUGAAGCCAGAAAAUUGUUGACAAAGUUUGACGAUUCUUGUUUGUUAUUGUUUCAUGUUAUAUUACUAAGAGUUUCCAAGUUUUACUCAUAUCAUUUUGUUGUUUGUUUUCAAUAGCUUUUCACAAGGAAAGUGAAUUAAGAAUAUUAAUGAUUGGAAGAGAAAGAAUUCACAUAGAGCCAUUCACUGAUAUAUACAUUCACAAAUCGAUUUUUUUAUAAGUUUUGUGUUAGACCUUUUCUCAGGGAAUUUUUUUCCGUAUUUACUACAAGAACAAGAACGAAUAUAUUGAAAUAUUGGAAAUCUUCAUGUUAGUUCAUAUGUAAAGCUGAUUUCAAAUAUCUUGUCAACGGGUGAAUAUUAAGACAUACAGAAAAAAUGAUCUUCAAACAAGAUUUCUUCACAUGUUUAGUAUUUGACAUAAUGGUGACCAAACAGUAAAAUACCUUUAGAUAUAGUUUACAAUUCUCGGAGCCUUCUUUUAUACACUUACUCCAUUGUGCCGCACUUUUGUAUGACAACAAAUCUUAUUGAUUUGCCAAUAUGCACAUUAUUUAUUUCAAAGCAUUUUUCACAUAUAAACAUUACAAUGGUUUAGUGAAUUGGGAAAUAAUUCCACUUUGUGGCCAUACUAAUAAAUUAAGCAUUGUUAAUUUUAAAAUUAAGUCUUGUUAAUUCAAUUAUGACAAAAAGUUAUCAAAAAACAAUUAGCAGUUAUAUGCAUGCAACUUCAAAGAUCUCAUUGUUAUGUUUCUUCGAACUUAAGUUUGAAUAAAAUUGAUGCAAA